Molecule: messenger RNA, 2523 nt
Organism: Meyerozyma guilliermondii ATCC 6260
Lineage: Eukaryota; Fungi; Ascomycota; Pichiomycetes; Serinales; Debaryomycetaceae
Product: TFIIH/NER complex ATPase/helicase subunit
Exons: 1
Coding region: 1-2523 (840 amino acids)
Biological process (GO): nucleotide-excision repair; transcription initiation at RNA polymerase II promoter
Cellular component (GO): nucleotide-excision repair factor 3 complex; transcription factor TFIIH holo complex; transcription preinitiation complex
Molecular function (GO): DNA binding; 3'-5' DNA helicase activity; ATP binding
Source: RefSeq, a predicted model, not a curated record
AUGUCUCGUCGUCAAGGAGAGAUCAACUACGCCGAACUCGAGCAAGGAAACUUCUCGGACGAGUCAUUCAGUGACGAAAAUGGGCGUAAUGACGACGACGAUUAUGGUUCCAGAAACAAACCGGGAAAACGGUCAAAAUCAUCUUCGGCCAAACCGGGUUCUGGAAGUGCCAAAAGACGUAAUGUUAAUUCUGCAAGGGAUAAUAUGGAGUCUCUCAAGCAAAAGGCUCCACGACAAACAUAUAAUGAAGACCAGUUAGUGCAAAUAACUCCUGAUAUGCCGGCAGAUUAUGUUCCCGAUGCCGUAUCCAAGGCAUUUGGAAGACUGGACUUUUCGUAUUUGAAGCUCAAACCUGACCAUUUUACCCGUCCGUUGUGGAUUUCACCCACGGGAGGACGCAUCAUUAUUAUCCUUGAGUCGUUUUCGCCGUUAGCUGAACAGGCUCAGGACUUCCUUAUCACCAUUGCGGAACCUAUCUCUCGACCAUCUCAUAUUCACGAGUUCCAAUUGACGGUUUACUCGCUAUACGCUGCGGUUUCGGUCGGUUUGGAGACAGAAGAUAUCAUUUCCGUGUUGAACAGAUUGUCCAAAGUACCUGUUGCUGAGUCCAUUUUGGAGUUCAUUCGCAGCGCUACAGUUUCAUAUGGUAAGGUGAAGUUGGUGUUGAAGCAUAACCGGUACUUUGUGGAAAGCACCCAAGCGGAUGUGUUGCAAAUGCUCUUGAAGGAUGAAGUUAUAGGUCCGCUUCGGAUCCAGUCAUCGGAAAAUGCCGUUGCUAGCAAUGGUCUAGUACAAUCCGCUGCCCCAGUUUCAAACUUGUCGAUUCCUGGAACCAAGAAAAACCAUGCUGAGGGCGAAGAAAAGAAGGAUGUGGAGGAUAUUUUCGCAUCUGUGGUGGGAAACAAAGACGACGAGGACGAUGAUCUCGAUACAGUUCACUCAUUUGAAAUCGCACCCGAGUCGGUGGAAAUUGUCAAGAGACGAUGCCAGGUGAUAGACUACCCUGUCUUGGAAGAGUAUGACUUCCGUAAUGACGACCGUAACGCCGACUUGAACAUUGACCUAAAACCAUCCACUCAAAUCAGACCUUAUCAGGAAAAAUCACUUUCUAAAAUGUUUGGAAAUGGCCGUGCUCGUUCUGGAAUUAUUGUCUUGCCCUGUGGAGCUGGAAAGACAUUGGUGGGCAUCACCGCAGCAUGUACAAUUCGGAAAUCCGUUAUCGUAUUGUGCACUUCGUCAGUUUCUGUGAUGCAAUGGAGACAGCAGUUUCUUCAAUGGAGUACAAUUCAACCAGAAAACGUUGCUACUUUUACGUCAGAAAACAAGGAAAUGUUCACCAGCGAGUCGGGAUUGGUUGUUAGUACGUAUUCUAUGGUUGCCAACACCAGAAACAGAUCGUACGAUUCACAAAAAGUGAUGGACUUCUUGACUUCGAGAGAAUGGGGUUUCAUCAUUCUUGACGAAGUGCAUGUGGUUCCAGCAGCAAUGUUUCGUCGAGUGGUGACAACCAUCGCUGCUCAUGCCAAACUUGGGUUGACUGCUACAUUGGUUAGAGAAGACGACAAGAUUUACGAUUUGAACUUUUUAAUCGGGCCCAAAUUGUACGAAGCAAAUUGGAUGGAUUUGGCCCAGAAAGGUCAUAUUGCCAAUGUUCAGUGUGCUGAAGUGUGGUGUCCAAUGACCUCUGAGUUUUAUCAGGAAUAUUUAAGAGAAACUUCGAGAAAACGAAUGCUUUUGUAUAUUAUGAACCCCACCAAGUUUCAAGCAUGUCAAUUUUUGAUUCACUACCACGAAAAGAGAGGAGACAAGAUCAUUGUGUUCAGCGAUAACGUUUAUGCAUUGCAAGAAUACGCUUUAAAACUCGAAAAACCGUUCAUUUAUGGCUCGACACCUCAACAAGAAAGAAUGAAGAUCUUGCAAAACUUUCAACACAACGACGAAAUCAAUACCAUCUUCCUUUCAAAAGUGGGAGACACCUCUAUUGACUUACCCGAGGCCACAUGUCUCAUACAAAUAUCAUCACACUAUGGUUCGAGAAGACAAGAAGCACAAAGACUCGGUCGGAUUUUGCGUGCCAAGAGAAGAAACGACGAGGGAUUCAAUGCAUUUUUCUACUCGUUAGUCUCAAAAGAUACCCAGGAAAUGUACUAUUCUACAAAGAGACAAGCGUUCCUUGUUGAUCAAGGUUAUGCUUUCAAAGUGAUCACACAUUUGAGUGGAAUGGAACAGCUUCCAGAUUUAGCAUAUUCGUCACCAAGGGAAAGAAGAGAGCUUCUUCAGGCGGUGCUACUUAAAAACGAAGAUGCCGCGGGAUUGGAGGUUGGAGAUGAUUUGGAUACCAAUUUCAUCACCCAAGAAAGACGGAAUAAGAUUGAAAGUGAACAAAGCGAUGCUGUUCGUAGUACCGGAUCUCUUGCUGGCUUGGCUGGUGGGGAAGAUAUGGCAUAUGUGGAAUAUUCGAAGAGCAAGAAUAAGGAGAUUCGCGAGAACACCAUGAUCAAGAAGUUGUACAAGCGGAGGUAG